Molecule: messenger RNA, 1287 nt
Organism: Besnoitia besnoiti
Lineage: Eukaryota; Apicomplexa; Conoidasida; Eucoccidiorida; Sarcocystidae
Exons: 11
Coding region: 1-1287 (428 amino acids)
Source: RefSeq, a predicted model, not a curated record
AUGCGCGGCCUUACCUCGAGUCGCAACGAAUCGCGGCUUCCGCGGCUGCGGGUGCUCGCCUCCUCCGCACUAACGCGGCGGCCGUCCUCUCUGUCGCCUGCGAAGGAGAAGGCGAGGGCGAGCCUGAUUGCCUUGCCUUCUUCCCAGAUGCGAAAAUGCGACUCUCGCACGCCAAUUAAGGCGCGAGAUGACGGCGAGACAGCCUCGACAGACGGCUGGGAGGACGACGCUCAGGACGGCACGCUCGAGUCGCAGCUGGAGGCGUUGACCCGCGAAGUCCGCGACCUGACGGUGCGCGUACAGGCCGAAGAGGAGAUGAAAGAUCUUCUUCACUCGCAGCUCAACGAGGCCUACGAGCAACUGGCGCUCGCCAGAUCUGCGGCCGCAGGCGCGCCCGGCUUUGCAGGCCCCGUCGGCGCCCGCGUGCGAGGCCCGCGCGGCGCGCAGCCUCUGGUCGAACGCUGGCUGGAGCCGCAGCAUCCCUCUGCGCAGUCGGCGCUUCGCGCGCAGGACGAGUUUGAGCGGCUGCUGGAGGAGGAACGAGCGCGACGCCACACGAUGCGUGAGCAGUAUGAACGCCAUUUGAAGCUCAUGCGGAAACGACACCAGAAGGAAAAACUUGAAAUAAAAAAUAAAAUCCUCAACCAAGUGGACUUCCUCAUCAGGAAGUACCGCCGCCUGGCUGCCGAGGCGGUUGCGAUGGCGAAGCGCGAGCGCGCGCGAGUCGACGAAGAGCGGACUAAGGCUCGCCAGCUCGCUGAGAAGGCCUGCAAGAACUUCGAAGCGGAUUUGAAGGACAGGACCAAGACUGCCUUGGAUCAGUACCGGCAACUCGCCCAGCAGGCGCAUAAGGCCGCGCAGCAAGAACGCGAAGAACUCAACACGAAAUGCAAAGAACUCCAAGACACAAUGGACAACGAGAGACGCGAAUUCGACACGCUCAUCGUGCGCGAGGCGGAGAACCGAGUCGCGAAGUUCCGCGAGGGGUACGCGCGCAUCAAGCAGCAGAUGGAGGAAGAGCGGAAGUACUACGGUGUGAUGAUGAACGAAGUUGCGCGGCGGGUUGAAAAGGAGUGCGAAGAGUACGAGGAGUUCGUGGUACAAGCGAUGCGGGCGCUGCUGCAGACGAAAAACAUAGACAUGGACGAGGGUGCCAUCAGCGAGUUCUUUCAGAAGAAACGCGAGGAGGAACACACCGUCAAAGAAACCGCCUCACCCCGCCUCCCGACGGGCCCUCUCACCGUGAAGUACCGCUUCCAGGCCGUCAAUCCCGAGGCGCUGAAGUGA